Propithecus coquereli (Coquerel's sifaka) is the source of this 3681-nucleotide messenger RNA. It is a transcript of the gene EXOSC2, whose product is annotated as exosome component 2. Gene Ontology annotation, molecular function: RNA binding. Gene Ontology annotation, cellular component: cytoplasmic exosome (RNase complex); nuclear exosome (RNase complex). Gene Ontology annotation, biological process: CUT catabolic process; poly(A)-dependent snoRNA 3'-end processing; exonucleolytic trimming to generate mature 3'-end of 5.8S rRNA from tricistronic rRNA transcript (SSU-rRNA, 5.8S rRNA, LSU-rRNA). The transcript is spliced from 9 exons. Lineage: Eukaryota; Metazoa; Chordata; Mammalia; Primates; Indriidae. The record is from RefSeq and is a predicted model, not a curated record. Bases 26 to 907 code for a protein of 293 amino acids.
GCCUGCGCAAGCCAUUGGCGGCAAGAUGGCGAUGGAGAUGAGGCUUCCAGUUGCUCGAAAGCGUCUUAGCGAGACCCUGGGCCGCGAGUCUAAGAAACACCUGGUGGUGCCGGGGGACACGAUCACUACGGACACUGGUUUCAUGCGAGGCCAUGGGACAUAUAUGGGGGAAGAGAAACUCAUUGCAUCCGUGGCUGGCUCUGUGGAGAGAGUAAACAAGUUGAUCUGUGUGAAAGCUUUGAAAACAAGAUAUAAUGGUGAAGUGGGAGACAUUGUAGUGGGGAGAAUCACAGAGGUUCAACAAAAGAGGUGGAAGGUGGAGACCAACUCCAGGCUGGAUUCAGUCUUGCUUCUCUCGUCCAUGAACCUCCCUGGAGGAGAGCUGAGGAGAAGAUCUGCAGAAGAUGAGCUUGCAAUGAGAGGCUUCUUACAGGAAGGGGACCUUAUCAGUGCUGAGGUCCAGGCAGUGUUCUCUGACGGAGCUGUCUCUCUGCACACAAGGAGCCUGAAAUACGGAAAACUAGGGCAGGGUGUUUUGGUCCAGGUUUCUCCCUCCCUGGUGAAACGGCAGAAGACCCACUUCCAUGACUUGCCAUGUGGCGCCUCGGUGAUUCUGGGUAACAACGGCUUCAUAUGGAUCUACCCGACGCCUGAACACAAAGAAGAGGAUGCAGGGGGCUUCAUUGCAAACCUGGAGCCUGUCUCCCUUGCUGAUCGAGAGGUGAUAUCCCGGCUUCGGAACUGCAUCAUCUCGCUGGUAACCCAGAGGAUGAUGCUGUAUGAUACCAGUAUCCUGUAUUGCUACGAAGCAUCCCUUCCACAUCAGAUCAAAGACAUCUUAAAGCCAGAAAUAAUGGAGGAAAUUGUGAUGGAAACACGCCAGAGGCUUUUAGAACAGGAAGGAUAAGGAGAUACUCCUGGAUAGGACUGGGCAUACCUCACUGGAGUAAAGAAUCCAAUGUUUGCUCAGUGAAGACAGCUGUGUGGCUGCUGCCAGCCCACGGACCUGCUUUCUCCUGUCCUAAGAUAAAGCCUGAGUGGAAGGUGAACAGUGCCCCCAGCCCCUGGGGUUGCCGGCUGAUGCCAGCACAGGGGGGUAGUUUCAGGUCUUUGAAAGUGCACGGUGUUCCAGCUAAAUGGAUCCCCAUCCUGGAAUAAUAUGGAGAAGACUUUGUCUUCCCCUCACCACCAUUCACAAGGCACAGUGCCCCAUGAAAUUGCCUUGGUAGGAAGUACGGCAUCCCUGGCCUGCAGAUGGUCUGUUUUGGCCUCCAUUCCCACCUCACUCAAAGCACAAGUAUGACAGUGAAGAAUACAGUUGGUAAAGUUAGCCCAGCAGUCAAGUGGAAGAAUAAAGUUAACCAAGCAGCCUUUUGCUUGGUUGGAAUCCAGUUUUUCACUUCAUAUUCCUUUUAGCAAUAGGUGUAUGUCCACACCAGGCUGCCUUUAUUUAUUUCUUUAUUUAUCUUUGGCUGCCUUUAUCUGUCCUGCCAUGGAGUGUGACUUGUAAGAAGCUGAAUUAUCAAUAAUAGAAUGAAUGUUCUGGGUCCAUGUACUUUUGGAUGCUCUGAUAAACGAGUAAAAACAAAGAAAAUGGAGAUGGGAAAAGCAAAGCUGUUUUCCUCCUAUAACUGAAGUAGUGAUGCAUUAACUAUUGAAUAAUUCAGGGUUAAAAGAUAAAAAGAUACUGAAGCUCUCACUGAGGAAUGUUAGAAUUCCUGUGCAUUGCAUUGACUGUCUAAAAGUGGUGCCUUGAUUUAGGUUUUGGGAAACAUUCUUUUUUAAGGGCACUACAUGCAAGUGCUGUUUUAUUUCACAUACGUGGCGCACUCAUUUUGGUAUAUAUAAACGUGUUAUUAGUUUCUGUUCUUGGGUUCUGGGAGCUGAGUACAGUUGAAGGAGGGCUCAGGAGAUAUAAAUGCCUCUGACAGUGGUCCUAACUACUUGAGGCACCCAGUAAAAUGUAAACCUAGGACAGUUUCAAUAGUAAUAACUGAACACCGCAUUUGAAGUUCUGAAAUACAUCUUGACUCUUUUUCAUUAAAUGCUGUUUCUUUUUAUAAAAUUACUCAGUAGACAACUUUUUAAUCUUUUUUUCUAUCUCAAGUUGUAGCACCUGUUUUGAGGAUAUUUUUCUAUCUCAAGUUGUAACACGUGUUUUGAGGAGUUUGCAAACAAUUGAAUAUUCCACAGGCUAUGUUGCACCUGUAGAUUUGUUCACUUGUUACACUUUUGAGAAAAUUUUCCAGGCUGUUUGCCUCUUGAGAGAAGAGAAUAGGGAAGAAUGGAAGUCUGAGUCCUAGGUUUGGUUUUAACCAGGGCUGUAUGUAAACUUGUUUACCCUCAUUGCUCUCUCCCAAGCUGCCAGCCUGUGCUGUUCAUCAGUAUCUGCUUUAUGGUGAUUACCUACCAAGUGGAAAUAAUUUAAAGGUCUGGAAGCACCUUUUGGUUGUCUACUUUCAGCGGCCCACUAGAGGGCGCCCUUGUUAAAUGUAAUUCUAAUAGAUGUUUUAAGAAAUGUGUUAAUAGUAAGCUGAAAUCUUUACACUGGUACUGAAUCCCUUUAGCAACUUGGUGGAUUGCUUUGCUUUAUAAAAGUUAGGACAAAAUUAGACUGGAACUGAAUCACUUUUAAUGAAACUAUAUGAGCUUAAAGGGACUUAUUCAAUAUUUGGCAGUAUUUAUUUAAGACUCAGGCAUUUGCUGGGCUUUGGAUUCUAAUUUUUAAGUCCUUAGAAGUAUCAUUCUACAGUGUUAUACAGGGACUAAAAAAAACAGUGCAUCUCUAGAAAAAAUUUUACAGUCUCAGCAUGGGGCUCACCUAAAACUAGAGAAUGGUGGAAAUGGAAAGCAGAGAUUAGCGACAAGCCUUGUGCAGUUGACGUCCGCAGUCACUACCGCGGAGCACAGUCUCAAGCUUUGGGGACACCAACCACAGUCUAGUUUGAUCCUCAUGGUAACUUGCACACCUCAUGCACCUCUAGGUGAAGAAAUCAAAGAAUUAAUGUGACUUGAUUAAGUGCUUGAAUCAGGAAUAUCUUUAGAGAGUUGUCAUAAAGCAGUCCUUUAGAGCUGUGGUCCCCAAACCCCAGACUGGAGAGGACCACAAUGCGGCUUGUUGCCGACCCUCCCACUCCCGCUGCCCGCGGGAGGCUUCAUGUAUGUUUGCAGCUGCCCCCAUUGCUGGCAUCACCACCUGAGCUCCACCUCCUGUCAGAUCAGCGGAGCGAUAGAUUCUCAGGUGCAGGAACCCUGCUGCUGACACUGCAUGCAGGGAUCUAGGUGGCUGCUCCUUGUGAGAGUGGUGCCUGAUGAUCUGGGGUGGAGUUGGGGCUGGGGAGUGGCUGCAGUGAAGAUUGUCAUUGGUAGAGAGGUGACUGCACCAUAAAUGUGCGCUUGGGUCAUCCCUGGACCACGGCCGCCCUCCACCCCCAGUCCAUGGGAAAUUUGUCUUCCAUGAAGCCAGUCCCUGGUGCCAGAAAGGUUGGGGACCGCAGCUUUAGAGGAUGGGUUGGACUGAUCUCGAAAGGUAUGGAUCCAGAAAUCUAAUUUCCAGGCUUGAGACUGAUCUUUGUUUGGAUUGUUGCUUAUUUUGUUAUUGCCUGUCCCUGCAUGGAUGCUCCAUGAGAAUAAGGAUGAGUUUUUUUUCUUCACUGCUGUAUCUCUGUACCUAGAACAGUG